UGGUGGGGGGGGGUUACAUCGUGCGCGCGUGGGCGGCGCGAGCUGAGCGCGGUCAUCGCGGUGCGAAGCCGAGCGCCCUCACGUCCCGGCCGGCGGGCGGCGCACACUUUUUAUUUUAGUGCGCCCCGGCGACUCGCUCCUUUCUGCCAUCUCUAUCGGCGCCGUCACUCUUCUUUUUCUUUCUCUCUCCCCCCUCUCCCCUUCCUCGUUACUCCCUUGCACCGCGCGAGCUUCCUCACGGACCGACGGGACGGAAGCCACGGACCCUCGGAGGAGUGAGAGACGCGGGCGACGGAGAUCUUCCCCCCCCCCCUCCUCACUCUACCCCGGCGCCGCGACCAUGAAGAACGGUGCCGAGCGAGACUCGCCGGGGCUGGAGCGCGUGGACCUGAGUCCUGGUUGUCGGCAAGUGCAGCUGUGGCACUUCAUCCUGGAGCUGCUGGGCAAGCGCGAGUUCCGGCACGUCAUCGCGUGGCAGGGCGACUGCGGCGAGUUUAUCAUCAAGAACCCCGAGGAGGUGGCACGGCUUUGGGGAGCGCGCAAGUGCAAGCCGCACAUGAACUACGACAAGCUGAGCCGCGCGCUGCGGUAUUACUACAACAAAAGGAUUCUGUACAAGACCAAGGGCAAGCGCUACACCUACAAGUUCAACGUCAACAAGCUGGUGCUCUCAAACUACGGCGGGGUGGAUGCGCGGAACAAGGUGGGCCCCGUCCCAGCCAGCGCCCCGCCUGUGCCGGCGAUCAUCAGCCACUUUUACUUCCCCCCGCUGGAAGGAGGCGGGGGUGAUGGUUCCGACCCGGGCCCCGGUCCGGCUCCACACCAACACCCGUUCCUGCCUCCCGGGGGGCCCGCCGACGACUCGGCCUCCACCAAGUGCUCUGUGAUCACCCGGGGGCCCCACGCCCACCCCGCGCGUGCCUACCCGCUGCUCUACCCCGGGGCCUCCCCCCUCGCCAGCCCCCAGCCUCCGUUCUCUCCCGGCUUCUCGCCCGCCAUCUCCCUCACCCCCAGCCACUUUAACUUCACCCCCUCGCCGUCCUGGAGCCCCGCGUUCGGCGGGCACACGCACUUCUCGUUCAACCCCGACGACAUGCGGAGGUACUUGGAGGCGCAGAGCCGCUCGGUGUACAACUACCACCUGAGCCCGCGCGUGCCGCUUCCCCGCCCGCACGCGCACCUGCGUCUCCGGGAUGACGACCUCCGUAUCCGGGAUGACGAACUCCGUAUCCACGACGACCUCCGUCUCGUGAGCAACGAGCGUCUCUACGGCGAUGACCUUCGCGCGCCGCGCGGCGGCGGCGGCGGCGGCGGCAACGGCGUCGGUGGCGACGACGCGCCCAGCGUCACCCUGAAGCUGCAGGCGCCCCCUCCGGGAAGGAAGGGCCGGCAGAGCGCGGGCGAGGACGAGCCACCGUGCGCGGACAACGCGUACAGAUGCUACGGCCACCGGCGUCCCGACGCGGACGCCUACCCGGCGAGCAACGGCCACCCCUCGGCGCUCCGCGUCAAGACGGAGACGGCGACCGAAGCGAAGGCGGAGGACGCCGACGACGUGGACAUGGACGCGGCGGACGACCGCCACGGCGCCGGCUUGGCGACGGGCGAACGGAAAUCCGCGUGGAGACCGAGGCAAGCCGAAGCUUACCCGGACGGGGGCCGGCAACGCUCGGAGCCCAGCUCCCCUCGCCCGUCGCCGCCCUCCCCCUACGGCACCCCCCCGCCCGCCGCGGCAUCGCGGCCGCCGACGCCGUCCCCCAACGCGCCCCUCCCGUCGUCCCUGGAGGCGCGCGACCCCCGCACGCCCCUCGGGAGCGCCACGAUGCCGCUGAAGCUGCGCUUCAAGCAGCGGUGGUGGAGCGAGCAGCGGGCGGAGGCGGAGGAAGCGGGCCGGGGUGGCGCCAGGGCCGACGCGGCGUUCGACACGGGCAAGCUGCGCCUCACCCUGCCCGACUCGCCGCUCGCGCUCAAGUGAAGGGACGUCCGUCCCGUCGUGAAGCCGUUAGCUCCGCAUCGCAGCGCACAGUACAAUCAGACUCAAACGUCGGGCACAGCCGGGUCUUGACACUGAAAAACAUCCGCUCCGAUUUUGGUAACUGUGUCAGGUGUUGGGGAAUGCAGGAUUUUUUUCUCUCACGUUUAACGAGUAAUGUAACACAUUGACAGGGUUUUAAUUGUGCUGAGGAGUGCCCUGUGGAACAACAGGGCACUUGCACUGAUGGACAACACUGGCCGACCUCACUGGGACAGAAAUGCAUGUUGACGAACAUGUUGAUUGAUUGAAUGUUAUAGUAGCAGAACAAACAUUUCACGUGCUUUCAAUGCAAGCUACACUCAAGUUUGUGAUUUGGCUACAGGGAAGCUCAUACUUUGCAGCCAGCCUGUCUGCUAAUCAGGCAGCCUUUCCACUAUCCUGUCAGCCUCUCUGCUAACCAGCCAGUUAUUUUGAUAACCAUCCAGCCUGUCAAGUAACCAGCCAACCAGUCCACAAAACAGAAAGUCAGUCUGCUAACCAGCCAGUGAUUCGCCAGCCAGUUAGCCUACUAACCAACAAACCAGUCUGAUAACCACGCAGUCAGUCCACUAACCAGCAAACCAGUCUCAUAACCAGGCAGUCAGUCCACUAACCAGCAAACCAGUCUCAUAACCAGCCUGCCAAUGUAUCAGGCAAUAACAUUAGCCACGUGUUUACACGGCCAGACCCAUUAGGCCAAUUAAGCACCCAUCCGCCUCCUACAUUAACUAUUCAUCCAGAAACACACGUGGGUGUGCCAGAGCAUGUUCACGGCAUGCUCCAUGUAACAAGCGUCCGGUAAUACGUCUCUGUCAGGCCUCUCCUUGGACCACACAACGAUGCCGGGUAAACACCCCAGCCAGUUAAUUGAAGGCUGCUAUAAGCACGCACGUCAUGCCUUAACGUUUGUUUUUUAGCACCGUAGUGUGGCGAUUUCUUACGUAUACUAGAGGUGGGAUGGUCGUCAGAUUUACCAAAGUCCACUUCGUAGGCCAACCAAUCAAAUCAUCCUCGAAAAAAAUCCCGAAAGGACCAUUUGAUCCAAAAGUUAUGCAAUCGCUAAUUCGUCACACUUUUUGAAUACGUGACGAGGCCAAACGAGCCACAUUGCAUUGCUCCACCCCAACCCCACCCCCGAUGUAUCGUCCCACCCCUAGCCGUGCGCUCGUCAUGGUGCUGCUGCUGCUGCCCUACAUGCAGUGGAGGAGGGGGACGUCUGCUUUAGCUGUAAAGCUGUUUAUACUAUGUGCAAUACGACACGCGCGUGUGCCCGCCCUGCCCAGCUCCGUUAACGCUUUCAUUCUGCUUUGUGUUGGAUGGUUUUUAAAUAUUCUUUGUAUUACGUGGUAUAGAUUCGAGUCGCUUUUGUUGUUAAUUGAGUGGCGAAUUUGAGUAGUUAUUUUUCUCCCGAGGGGCAGGAUGUGAUGAACGUUGCGCAUGCUGCCGCUAAUGCCUUACGUAACUCCACAGUAGGAACACUGCUCACUAAACAUUUCUAUGCUUUGUAUCGCCUAUUGAAUCUGUCGUGUAACUGGCAUAACCAAUGUUUUUACGACAUUUUUUUAGUUUAUCGGUUUAUAAGUUGUAUAGGUGGUGGAGCUUUUUGUUGUUGUUCGGUUUUGUGAUUAUGUAAUCAUGUGGGAGGUUUUUAUUUUUGGGCCAGCCUCCAAGCUCACAGAGAUUGGAAAGUGCAGCAGAUGCGGGAAUAAUGCCCCUACUGUUGUGCCCGACUCGCGUACAGUGUGUGUGUGUGAGGAAGCUCUUUAUGGAACAUAACUGAGGCCCUUUUGUUUGACAGUGGGGUGGAGCCCCCCGGGUUGGUGAGACCCCAUUUGGAGGGCCGUGCCAACAGUCGGGGAGAGGGGGGGCGUUGGGGUUUAAAGAGUCGGGUGUACGAUGGUAAACGCUUUGGGUGCAGCAGCAGUUUGAACGGCUGACUUCGUCGUAUUUGGCUCCUGUAAACCCAGUGAUGACUAUUGACGAUGAUUGCGAAGCGUGUACAUUAUAUUAAAACUCGCAAGUUUGUCAAUGUACGUACACGGUGCAAGGUAUGUAUUUUGUUUUAAAGCAUUACCUUUUUUUUCCGAAAACAAUGGAAACAUAAAUGUGCACAUUUCCUAAGAGUUUACAUUUAAAAAAAAAACUAGGGCACAGAUUUUUAUUACAUCUAUUUUGUAAUAAAGUAAAUGGUUUUUCUUUGGAUUUGUAAUGAAAUAUAGCAUGCUUGAUCUUUUGGAUAUAUUUGGGUAGAAAAUCAAGGUUUACCUUGAAAAUCUUAAUUCUUAAGACAGAGUUGCAGCCCUUGCAAUGACCUGCUCACACCCACUGCUGCCACCAGAGGGAGCUCGUGAGAGCUCAAUCUACUCUCGGGACGGCUUCCACGCGAGCCGGGCAUCUUCGAAGAAGCAAGAGUCACCCACACUUUACCCCAACGCAUGCAAACCUCCCUGUCGCAAUAACUGCGGCAUACCCAUUUAUACUGUUGGGUAGACAGAGGCGGGGUGGGGGGCGGACAGUUUUAGAAAUUCUCUCUGUGUCUCUAUUUAAACUGCCACGCCGGGAGAGCGACAGUCCAGCGCACUCAACCAUUAUAUCGCAGCAGCAGCAACAGCGUCCACGUGUGUUAUGGCAUCAGUUUGUAAAUUACGGAGUGAUGCCGUUUGGGGCAAUAAUUGGUAACCCCGUUACAGCAGGGAUGUUGAAAGCCGUUGAGCUGGGGGGGGGGGGGGGCACUUAGGCCAGCUUGGUAAUUUGGUGGCCUUCGUCUGCUGAGGCGCGGGGUUGUUGGUAGUUGACGGCCACGGUGGGAGUGGAAUUUAGCCGUCUGUAGUUGGGGGAAGCGUGGAACCAACAGCUCACAGAGUGGGUGUACUGACGGGCCAACUCGCCGCAGUGGCGAGAUGUUAACUCCCUCGACUGAUAUGUAGGAGGUCGUGGGUUUGAUUGCGACGCUGACGCCUGCUGUAUAUUUGGAGUUUGCGUGUCUCCUCAUGGUCACGUGGAUUUUUUCUCUGGGUCCUCUGUUUUUUUGCCUCCACAUUGGAAAACACGCGUUUAGAGUAUUUGGCUGCGAUAAAUGUCCACGUGAUGACAAGCCACUUCAUUAAGCUUUAUAACUCCGUGGGUUUCACCUGGUAAAAUGAAAACAUUGUUUGACAGUUUAGUUUAAACUACAACUUGUCCAUCCAGACUCCCCCUCCCACACACCCUGUGAGCUACCCCACCUGCUGUAUUGCUCUCAAGUUCCAAAGUGUGUUCUGUUGAACCGGGUGAGAACUCCAGAGACCAGGAUUGGGGACAUUUGCAAAGAGUCACCUGGGUCGCCAAACUCGGCACAAGCGAAACAAAAACAAAGUUACAGCGAUGAAGCGAAUCAAUCCGAGCAAAAAAAAAAUAGUCAACUAUCACGUGAGGAAUCGAAGAUGUUGCAAACACCCAUGAACCACCGGUCUCUUGUGACUCUCAAGGUGGCAUUUGACACCCACGGCUGAAGCACCCUGAGCAGACGUAAUGCGCAACCCUCGUGUCAAUCCACUGCUGGAUGAGGGCCCUGCCCCACACCAUGCGGGUCGUUGGGGUUUCUUUGACCGUACCUCGCAUGCUGAGUACAUGGACGUUGGUUCAUAGUACAGCACAACCAUGUAUGUUGAUGCACUGGCCACCAUGAAGCUCUUGCCAUCUCUAUGAUAAUAAAUAAAAAUGCGUGCUUAAGUGGUCACCCAUCCAAGCACUCUCCAGACUCAACGCUGCUGAGCUUUCAAGCCCGAACAAACGAGAUUGGCUGCAUACCAGAUUAUUUGAUCAUACGCUGUUUAAAGGUACAUGAUAUUGUUUUAACUAUUUUUUUCUCCGCUGAUAUGGUCAUCGUGUGUGGUGUAUGUUCAGAUGUCACAAAAUGAGAAUUUUUUGUCAUUUGACCAUUAGCACAGGGCUUCGGUGACGUCUGUCGUGUCUCGUGUUCAAAAUGAGAUCCGCGGUCUUGUGUUAUGGCCCAAGUUAACUUUUGGUGUGAACACACGAGUAUGUAAAGUAUUGUUUUGAUUAACUUAAAUUAACAUUCGGCAAUUUGUUGUUUAAAAAAAUGUAUCAUGGUAUCUGUUUUAAGUUUUUUUUUAUUAAAACAAAAGGUGGGAAAGAUGUUGGCCACUUUCCACA
Molecule: messenger RNA, 6169 nt
Organism: Petromyzon marinus (sea lamprey)
Lineage: Eukaryota; Metazoa; Chordata; Hyperoartia; Petromyzontiformes; Petromyzontidae
Gene: ERF
Product: ETS2 repressor factor
Biological process (GO): regulation of transcription by RNA polymerase II; cell differentiation
Cellular component (GO): nucleus
Molecular function (GO): sequence-specific DNA binding; DNA-binding transcription factor activity, RNA polymerase II-specific
Source: RefSeq, a predicted model, not a curated record